Gordionus sp. m RMFG-2023 is the source of this 1300-nucleotide messenger RNA. Its product is annotated as splicing factor U2AF 35 kDa subunit-like protein. The record is from RefSeq and is a predicted model, not a curated record. Gene Ontology annotation, molecular function: metal ion binding; pre-mRNA 3'-splice site binding. Gene Ontology annotation, cellular component: U2AF complex; spliceosomal complex. NCBI's taxonomy places the organism in Eukaryota, Metazoa, Nematomorpha, Gordioida, Chordodea, Parachordodidae. Gene Ontology annotation, biological process: mRNA splicing, via spliceosome. The annotation marks the transcript as partial. The transcript is spliced from 7 exons.
AUAUUUACAAGGGCCUGCAGACAUGGAACUGCUUGUACAAGAGAACAUAAAAAACCAAUUCAAAGCCAAACUCUUUUAUUAACAAAUUUUUAUCAUAAUCCAAAGCAUAAAACAAUAGUUUUAAAGGGCCAAGUUAUUGAAAAAGCACCCACAUUUACAGAUGAAGAAGAGCAAAAACAUUUUGAUGAGGUUUUUGAAGAAGUGUAUAUCGAAUUGGAAGAUGAAUAUGGACAAAUUGAAGAAAUGAAUAUAUGCCAAAACCUAGGACGUCAUUUAUAUGGCAAUGUUUAUGUCAAAUUUAGGAGAUACAAGAGUGCGGAUAAAGCCCUACUAGCCCUGAACAACAGAUGGUUCGAUGGGAGGCCUAUCAACGCGGAAUUAUCGCCCGUCUUCGAUUUUUACGUGGCGUGUUGUCCCCAAUACGAGAAAGGUUGGACCUGCGAUCGGGGCGAUUUCUGCAACUUUAUGCACCUAAAACCCAUCUCCAAGGAGGCAAAAAAGAGACUCUCGGCAUUGCUAAUCCAAAGAGAAUUGGAAAGGAACCCUAAACGUCGCCACAAAAGUAAUAAAAGUAGGAGAAAGUACAGCAGUAAAAGCUCUUCAGACUCCUACACAUCUAACACGGGUUCUCGCGGAUCCUCUAGGAGUCAUAAAAGUUCUCACCGCACUUCCUCGGGUACUCUUAAAAGUUCUCGCUCCUCCACAUCAUCCGGUAGUCACAAAAGUUCGUACGGAAGUAAAAGAAGGACGCGUUCACCCAGUCGUCGUUCCACUCCGACAUACGGAAACGAUGAUAAGAGAAGGGAGGAAAGAUCGGGGAAAAAUCCGGAAGUCAGGUCGAGCCUGGAAAAAUACAUCAUAGACGAUUUCAUAGGGGAAGCCCUAUCAAACGAAACAUCCAAAGAUGGCUUCAAGAAUUAUCCAUCGACUUUGAACCAAAAUCUGGCGAAUCGCGCAUGCAACGAGAAAAAGAAUUUGCCUCUUAUCGACCAAUAUUUCACGUUCGAUUCGGCCGAAGAAUCAUCUUGAAGAAGAAGAAAAAUCCAAGAUAUUUUUGAAUAUAUUUAUUAGAAGAGACUUUUACUUACCACGUCAAAUUGUUAAACACUCGUAAGACAUAUAUACACCUAUCCUUUCCGGUAUACAAUGUAGCAAUCAAUUUAUCACACCAUUUACAAUGUAUAUUAUAUUUUCAGUGACUCUUUAAAAAGAACUAGAAAAUUGAGUAUCAUAUUAAUAAUUUAAUAACUAAGUCAAAAACACAAUUACGAUAUUAAUUUUUUUUUUGAAAUUAAUAACU